Camelina sativa (false flax) is the source of this 874-nucleotide messenger RNA. The record is from RefSeq and is a predicted model, not a curated record. Lineage: Eukaryota; Viridiplantae; Streptophyta; Magnoliopsida; Brassicales; Brassicaceae.
AUGGGAGUUAACAUGUCAUGUCUAAGAUUCGAAAACAUAGGCAAAGACAAAGUGAAAAGAAUCUAUGUUGUUCAUGUUCCAAAGGUAACUCAACUUUUGAAGAUAUACUGUAGUGUGUUGGUUCCAUAUCGUAUAAAACCAAACAGCGGUAAUGGUCGGUCAUCAAGUGCAACUAGCGGCGGUACAUCGUCUAUUCUUUUGUUUACUUCAAUGAAUGCUGGAAUCAUUAUCUCUGUUCUCUACUUUGGUGUUCAUGUGUUUUUCACUGCUUUAUGGCAUUUAGGUAGUGUGAUCUCUGUUCUUGAACCGGUUUAUGGACUUGCCGCUAUGAGGAAAGCUUACGAGUUGCUUAAAGGGAAGACUAAGAUGGCUAUGGGUUUAGUCUUUGUUUACCUUUUGCUCUGUGGGUUGAUUGGAGUUGUCUUUGGAGCUGUUGUUGUUCAUGGUGGAGGGAAGUAUGGAACUUUCACUAGGACUUUGGUUGGUGGUUUGCUAGUUGGUGUUCUUGUGAUGGUUAAUCUUGUGGGUUUGCUUGUUCAGAGUGUGUUUUACUAUGUUUGCAAGAGUUACCAUCAUCAGACCAUUGAUAAGACUGCUUUGUAUGAUCAUCUUGGUGGGUAUCUUGGAGAUUACGUGCCUCUUAAGAGUAACAUUCAAUUGGAGAACUUAGACAUUUGAAGAUGAUAUCUCUGGUACUGUUCUCUCUUCUCUUAUUAUCACUCUCUCUUGCUGUCUGUAGUAGUAUGUAAACAUUUGAGAAGAAGAAAUGUGGAAUCUGAAUAUUAGUUUUUGAUGUAAUGUGUACGUAUUAGACUCAAGACUCUUUGUUGUUAUUGGCUUUGAUUUGAUAAUUGAUCCAUGAUUUGAACGAUUU